Bursaphelenchus okinawaensis is the source of this 1480-nucleotide messenger RNA. The record is from the annotation of a GenBank genome assembly. Lineage: Eukaryota; Metazoa; Nematoda; Chromadorea; Rhabditida; Aphelenchoididae.
AUGGACUUGAAAAGGGAGUUAAAGAACAAGAAUGACAAGAUAAACGCGGUAAGAAACGGCCAAAUAAUCGACUAUAGCUCGCUGGAUCAGGUUUAUGUUGGUAAGAAUCAUCUUUUCUUAUUCCACUUCGAAGUUUUGCCCUAUUUUUAUAACCUUUACCACUUGUUGUCAAAUUACUGUAACGCUUUUUUACAAACUUCAAGUGCCAUUAUAAUGGAAUAUGAUUUUUUUAGGAACUAUUUCGCUUGGAACCCCACUACAAGACAUAAAUGUUGCGUUUGAUACAGAAUCCGGGAUCUUAUGGGUACCUGAUAAUAACUGCCCUUGUGCGGAAGAAUGCUCUAUUGGUAAGAAUGUUGAGCGUUUUGUUCUUUAAUCUUCGCUAAUUUAAUACUGAAGUUACCAAUCACAACUAUGUAGCACCAAAGUUUUGUUUAAUUUCAGAAGCCUUAUGCUACGAUUUAUGCAGCCCCCAUUGUUGUAGCCAAAAAGACAAUACCACUACGUUGCUAGAAGACCUUGCAUCAGAACUGAAUGCAGUUUGUACCAACAAGAAUGUCUACAACCCAAAAACGUCGUCCUCUUACAUUAGUCGACGCAAGCAAUUGGAUCAAUCCUUUCUCGAAGACAACAUUACUGUAAACUUGGCUUACGAAACCGUUCGACUUGGCCCACAUCAUACCGGCGCUUUUACCACCAAAUUCUUGGCUUUCGGUCAUGUUUCGGAUUUGCCUGAACCUUACGAUAACGCCGCUUUCGACGGAGUUUUUGGUAUUGGUCGAGCGGGACCGAACGGCGAGAAAGCACCAAUCAAGCAGCUAGCUGAAAAACGUGUGAUUUCUAGCGCUGUUGUCACCAUUUCAUUAUCUGAUACUGAAGAUGAAGCUAGCUUUUACGAUGGCGUUCUAUCCAUUGGUCAGGUCGACCAAAGCUUGUGCUCUUUUGGCAGUAAAAACUUUGUUCCAGUAGCGUCGUCUGACAGGUGGAAUUUCCGUGUGUUUACGGCUGUUUUGAAUAGCACCAAGUUUAGCGACCUGACUUGGACCGUAAGUUUCACGUUUCUGACCAAGGCAGAGAAGCGAGGACGAUAAGACAAGCAGAAAGCCCAAAAAAUAGUUAAAAAAUAUUAUUUUAGGCUCGAGUUGAUCCAUCUACGCCCUACAUUCACAUUCCGAAGAAAAUAUUUGACAAACUGAGACCAGAAUUCACUUAUGUCGCGGAAAAUGACCGCUACACCGUAGAACGCUCUACCGGCUUAAAAAUGUUUGGAGAGUUCAGAAUCUCGAUUGGAAACACGACUCCACUAAUUUCGUCCAAAAAGGUACUAAUUGGCGCUGGAUCUGAGUUAGAAGUUCUGGUUCGACCUUCAGUCGAUGGCGACGAUAGCUGGGUGUUGGGAAGACCGUUCUUAAGAGGAAGAUGUGCCGCACUUGACUAUGAUGGAAGAAUUGGUCUUGCGGUGUUAGAUUCUUCUACGUAA